Echinococcus granulosus is the source of this 279-nucleotide messenger RNA. RefSeq lists its product as hypothetical. The coding region runs from base 1 to 279 and encodes 92 amino acids. The transcript has 2 exons. NCBI's taxonomy places the organism in Eukaryota, Metazoa, Platyhelminthes, Cestoda, Cyclophyllidea, Taeniidae. The record is from RefSeq and is a predicted model, not a curated record.
AUGGCGAGGCAGCAGGUGGCGGCAUCAAAUAGAGAGGUGGAUUCAGGACGAGAGGGAGUGGACAGGGCCCUUGCAGAGGUACUGGCAGAGGCGAACGCCUUGACGAAAGGCAUUGAAUUGGCGAAAACAGCAGCAGAGGAGGGGAAGGGUGGCACUUACCGGAGCCAUAUCGCCACCUCCCGCAUUACCAGAAUCCCCGAGGUGGAGGAGGAGGGGGAGGAGGGGGAAGAGGGGGAAGAGGAAGUGGGCGAAAACGAAGAUGAUCCUGAUGAUUUUUGA